AUGGUCAAAUCGUACCUAAAGUACGAACACGCCAGAUCGUUUGGUGUGAUCACGACCAACACUUCCAACAUUGUCUGGGCCGCCAAAGACAGGUCCGGCAGUGGCGCAGGACAAGCCGUCGUCGCCGCGAAUGAAGAAGUUUUCUGCUGGGAUAUCAAAAAGGGAGAGCUCAUCGGUAGAUGGCGGGACGAACGAUGUGCAUUUCCAGUGACUGCAAUCGCGCAGAGCAAGGCAGACAAAGACGUCUACGCGGUUGGAUAUGAGGAUGGCAGUAUUCGACUCUGGGAUAGUAAGAUCUCGACAGUCAUUGUGAGUUUCAAUGGCCAUAAGUCCGCAAUUACGAAUCUGGCCUUUGAUAAAUCUGGUGUACGACUUGCCAGUGGUUCCAAGGACACCGACGUCAUCAUUUGGGAUCUGGUUGCUGAAGUUGGCCAAUUCAGACUUCGCGGACACAAGGACAAAGUCACCGGACUUCAUUUCAUCGAGCCUAGACUGUUUUUGGAGAAUGGUGAUGGGUCAGAACCGAUGGUAUUGGACGAUGAGAAGCCCUCGGAUGGGUUCCUUCUAACCACCGGCAAGGACUCUUUACUCAAACUUUGGGAUCUCUCCUCAAGACACUGCGUCGAAACACACAUUUCUCAAACGAAUGGCGAAUGCUGGGCCUUGGGCGUUUCUCCCGAUCUAAGUGGAUGCAUUACUGCAGGAAAUGACGGCGAGAUGAAAGUCUGGUCCAUUAAUGUUGAAGGUCUAGCCGCCAGCACUCGACGUGUCGACGCUUCUCCGGCCAACCACUACAUACAUGACCGUGGGAUACUUCACAGGCAAAGCAAAGAUCGAGCAAUUGAGAUUGUUUUCCACCCGCAGCGGGACUACUUUGCCGUACAUGGCUCCGAGAAGAGCGUUGACGUGUGGCGAAUUAAAUGCGAGGCAGAAAUAAAAAGGAGCCUAGCACGAAAGCGACAGCGUAGGAGGCAAAAGCAGAAGGAGGACAAGGUUCAAGACCAUGAUGCUGAAAAUGGUGGCGAGGCCAACGAGGAUGCUUCCAAAGCAGACGUUGGCGAUGUUUUUGUUCAGUACGUCAUUGUCAGAACUGGUGGCAAAGCCCGCUCAGUCGAUUGGGCGGCAUCCGGGAAAGAAAAAGACCUGCAUCUACUGGUGAGCACGACAAACAAUCAACUGGAGUAUUAUAGUAUUUCCCACAAAGAGAAGAUUGAGCGCAAGAAGAAAGACGACAUCCCCGACUAUGCUCGCGGCUUGACGGUGGAAAUUCCGGGACAUCGAGCUGACAUAAGAGCCUUGUGCCUGAGCUCUGAUGACAAAAUGCUUGCUUCGGCGGCCAAUGGUUCAUUGAAGAUUUGGAACAUCAAGACUCAAGCGUGUAUUCGUUCGUUCGAGUGUGGCUACGCACUUUGCUGCGCGUUCCUGCCCGGAGACAAGGUGGUAGUUGUCGGCACCAAGAGCGGUGAACUGCAACUAUUUGAUGUCGCAUCAGCAUCACUGAUAGACAAUGUGCAGGCGCACGAAGGCGCCAUUUGGAGUCUCAACGUCCACCCUGACGGACGAUCCGCUGUUUCUGGCAGUGCCGAUAAGACGGCAAAGUUCUGGGGGUUCAAGAUCGUCCAAGAGGAGGUUCUUGGCACGAAGAGGACUACGCCCAAGCUGAAGCUUGUCCAGUCUCGUACUCUCAAGGUGCCUGAUGAUAUUCUUAGUUUGAAGUUUUCCCCUGAUGCGAAACUACUUGCGGUGGCUUUGCUGGACAACACGGUCAAGGUGUUCUUUGUCGACUCGCUAAAGCUGUACCUCAACCUGUACGGCCACAAGCUUCCCGUCCUAAGCAUGGACAUCUCUUACGACAGCAAGCUUAUAGUUACGAGUUCAGCAGAUAAGAAUAUCCGAAUAUGGGGGCUGGAUUUCGGCGAUUGUCACAAAGCCUUGUUUGGUCACCAGGACAGCAUCUUACAGGUUGCCUUUGUCCCACACAAUUCCGACGGAAACGGCCACCACUUCUUUAGCAGCAGCAAAGACAGGACUAUCCGAUACUGGGACGGAGACAAGUUUGAGCAGAUCCAGAGACUGGACGGUCACCACGGCGAAAUUUGGACGAUUGCCAUCGGCCACUCUGGAAACUUUCUCGUCAGUGCUGGUCACGACAAGAGCAUCCGGGUUUGGCGGGAAACCGACGAGCAAAUCUUCCUCGAAGAGGAGCGAGAGAAGGAAAUGGAGGAACUCUACGAAAGCACAUUGACAGCUUCCCUGGAGAACGACCCCGACGCCGAGGACGAGAAUGUCGAACUGGCCGCGGCAACCAAACAGACGACAGAGACCCUGAUGGCGGGCGAAAGAAUACAAGAGGCCCUAGAAAUGGGCAUGGCCGACCUGAACCUCAUGAGUGAAUACGAGGAAGCAAAACUCACCAACCCCCAUGCCCCCCCGCCGCAGCGCAAUCCCGUCUUCGUCGCUCUCGGCAACAUCAGCGCCGAAGACCACGUCAUGUCGGUCCUGCAACGCAUCAAGGCAUCGGCCUUGCACGACGCACUGCUCGUCUUGCCAUUCGCCACCGUCCCAGUCCUGUUCACCUUUCUCGACAUCUUCGCCACGCGGUCCAUCAACAUUCCCCUGACGUGCCGCGUCCUCUUCUUCAUGCUCAAGUCUCACCACAAGCAAAUUGUGGCAAGUCGCACAUUGAAGCCCAUGCUGGACGGGAUGCGCACAAACCUGCGAGCAGCACUGAAGAAGCAAAAGGACGAGAUGGGAUUCAACCUUGCCGCGCUCAAGGUCGUGGACAUGCGGCUCCGUGACAAGAGCAUCAAGAAUUACGUCGACGAGACAUGGGAGGAUGAGCGCGCAGAGAGCAGCGCGAAGAAGCGGGCCUUUGUGCACGUAGCGUAA
Metarhizium album ARSEF 1941 is the source of this 2889-nucleotide messenger RNA. Its product is annotated as WD domain-containing protein. Gene Ontology annotation, molecular function: protein binding; snoRNA binding. The record is from RefSeq and is a predicted model, not a curated record. Gene Ontology annotation, biological process: maturation of SSU-rRNA. Lineage: Eukaryota; Fungi; Ascomycota; Sordariomycetes; Hypocreales; Clavicipitaceae. Gene Ontology annotation, cellular component: Pwp2p-containing subcomplex of 90S preribosome; small-subunit processome. The transcript is spliced from 2 exons. Bases 1 to 2889 code for a protein of 962 amino acids.